AAAAUAAUUACGUACAUUUAUGUGUGUAUAUACACAAACAUACACUCACACACAAUAAAUAAAAUCACGCAGAUCCAACUAAACUGAGAAAAACAGCAGUGAAAAAAGGUGUUUUUAGGAGGAGUGAGAAAAAAAGUUAGUUAAACUCGAUAGCAAUGAGUUCAAAAAGACGUUAUUCGCUAAGCGAAACACGUAUCGAGGAGCAUCUUAAAUUAUUGGAAAAAUUAGAAACACUGCCUUUGGCUGAUAGUUGCUGUGAUAUAUGUCAUUGUGAUUGUUAUAAUAGUCAUCGUAGUGAAACGGAGGAAUGCUGCCUAAAGGAAAUCAAGGACAUUAAGAAUAUACAAGACAAGUUACUGCCAGUUGAAGUGUUGAAGACAAAUGUAAAGAAAAAGAUAAGUGCUUCCACACCACCAACUACAAAACCAAGUGUUAAAGUUAAAUCCAAUAAAAAAUAUUCCAAUGAAACACAACUGCCAAAUGAAAACUUAACUUUUGCCAGAAAAUCCAGAGACUCUGAUAUACGUAAGAAACGUAAAGGCAAGAAACGUUCAAAAAGUGUUGGUUUGCCCAGGAGUCAAAGUCAAUGUUCAGAACGUUAUUAUACUAGAGAUUGUGAAAUAUUACAAAAUCUCUUAACCUCACUGGAUGAUAAAAAUUUAACGAAUUUAGAAAUUGUAGGCAAAUCUACAGAGACUCAGAAGGAUACUAUGCUUAAUACUUCCAGGACUAUAGCAACACUGCCUCAAACACAUUAUUCCUUUUCCUAUCUAGAUGAUACCGACAAUAGUUUUGCGCCCAUAAGACUUAGUGAAUCAAUGGCCAAUUUAUGUUUGGCUCCUACCAUUAAAGAGGCCUACACUAAAGUACCUGAUCACGAUAAACGCAUUCUUAAUCGCAUGGCCACAAAACGUACCGAACAGGCUUUAGCCAAAGAGAAUGCUUGGCUAGCACGUAAAUAUUGGGAGAAUGAACGUUAUGAACGCGAACUUUUAAAAUGUGAACAAAUGGAAGAAUAUAAAAAGGCGGUAAGAGACAAACAAUUUCAGGAUUAUCUUCAAACGAAAGCCCGUCUCAACGAUAUUGCUCAACGUGAUUUAGAGGAAUUAAAACGUUUAAAGGAAUCACUACAGCAAAAAGAUGAUCGCACUAAGAAACGUUUACAAAGUUUGCGUAUAGAACGUGACAUGGCGGUCAAUCAAAAACGCUGUGAGGAAUUGCGUAAAAUCGAAUGUGUUAAUCUACAUCAAGAAGAACAAAAUCUAGACGAACUAUUGCGUAAAAGUGAAACCUGUCAACGUUUAACCGAACGUCUUAAGCGAGCCGAUCAUAUACGCAAUAAAAUGUUAGAAAACUAUUUGAAACGUUUACGCUAUGACAACUAUAUAGAACAAUUGCAACAUGAGGAACAUUGGCGUGAGGUGCAGUUAAAUGAACAAUUAAAACGUGAACAACUGAAAAAGCAAAUAUCUCGCAAACGUUGUCGUUCACAACAUUUUGUUGAAAGCAAACAACAACGUAAUGAAUGUAUACGUAAAACUGCUAAACUUUCAAAAAGCUUAAGAGAUAUUGUACGCUCAUCGGUAACUCCCGAAACGGGUGUUUCCCUAUUCGGUACAGGAGUUGGAGCAAAUAAUGUGGGCAUUAAUUCUCAACAUACUUUAAGUAAAUUGUUACUUGAUCGUCCGUUUUAAAAACGAAUUAAGCUUUAAAGCACUAAGUUCAAAAAGAUUAUUAGUUACGUGAAAUAAAUAUGAAAUGAAAAUUUUAAAAACUUCAGUGGCAAUUUUUCUUUGGAAUUUUAUAGGCUGAUGUGAUAUUUAUAGUGAGUAUUAUAAUAGGUGGUCAAAAAAUUAUAUUUUUUGUAUAAAAAAAGUUAUUGAUCCCAUCAACUUUUCUAAAGAAAAAUGUAACUUUGUUUCGAAGAAUCUUUGUAUAUAAAAGAUGAUCUAAUUCAGUUGCUAUAAUUCAGUUAACUUUUUAUAGAAAAACUUGAUCUUAUUCAGACAACUUUACCAUAGGAAAAAAUGUUGUGAUUAAGAAAUUUUGUCACACAUGGACAUAAUUUCUAUGCAAGAAGAAGCUCAAUUUCAUGCAACUUUCUAUAGGAAAUGUUACUCUUAUUUAAACAACUUUUCUAUAACAAAAGUUACUCUAAUUCACACACAGCUUUCUUAAGGACAUGUUGCUUUGAUUAAGAAGCUCUGCUUCCAUUUAAAAAAGAUCCUCUGAUUUUGACAAUUUUUUCUAUAAUUACUCUAAUUCUGAAUACUUUCCUAUAACUUUUUCUUAUAGAAAAUGUUGUCCUGAUUCAGUUAACUUAACAAGAGCGCUCAAAGGGGUG
Messenger RNA from Lucilia cuprina (Australian sheep blowfly), 2344 nucleotides. RefSeq names its product coiled-coil domain-containing protein 177. Bases 156 to 1694 code for a protein of 512 amino acids. The record is from RefSeq and is a predicted model, not a curated record. Lineage: Eukaryota; Metazoa; Arthropoda; Insecta; Diptera; Calliphoridae. The transcript has 2 exons.